Dentiscutata erythropus is the source of this 861-nucleotide messenger RNA. Lineage: Eukaryota; Fungi; Glomeromycota; Glomeromycetes; Diversisporales; Gigasporaceae. The record is from the annotation of a GenBank genome assembly.
AUGGCUGAUGAUAAUAUAACAUUAACGUCUCCAAUUUCUAUCCCACAAAAUUCAGUAAAAGUCAUAGAUGCAGAUGAAGAAGUCUUUCUCUUAUAUACUGAAGGAUGUCCUUUAGAAUGGCAAAAUAAUCCAAUCAUAUCACAAAAGGAUGCUUAUAUAGAAGUUAUGAUCGAUGAUCAAUUGAUCAUAAAAAUUGCACAAAAUCAAUCACUCCUUUCCGUAAGUGGUACAACAGGAACGGUUCUUUGGAAUUCAAGUAUCAUGCUUUCAAAGUUUAUGUUCGCCCAUCGAAAGUGGCUUAACCUUUCAAUUGAUAGAACGAAUAUCUUGGAAUUAGGUUCUGGAUGUGGUUUAACUGGUAUUUCAUUAGCUAACACUUUGGUGAAGCUUAUAGCAUUAACAGAUCAAGCAACAAUGUUACCUCAUCUAUGGAAAAAUGUUAAACGAAAUUUGAAUAGUGAUUUAAUUUCAUCAAAGGUUUUAGUUGCAGAGUUGGUUUGGGGUGAAGAAAUUGAUAAAGAUAUUUUGUCACAACAUUGGGAUUAUAUUAUUGCAAGUGAUUGUAUUUAUAAUGAGUUCAUUGUUGGUGCGUUUGUUGAAGCUUUAGUUAAAUUAUGUAAUAAUGACAAAUUUGUGAAAAGAAUUCAUGAAGAAAGUGUUCAAGAUGAUGAAAGGAUCAAAGAGGUAAAACCUACGAUAGUUAUCAUUGCUGUGCAGUUGAGAUCUGAUAUCGUUCAUCUCGAGUUUCUGAAAGAGAUGAAGCGUAGAAAUUUUAUUAUGUGGCGAUUACCAAAUUCUAUGCUGGGGUCUGACUUUGAGAAGGGUUUUGUUAUAUAUAUUGCUUGGACUAAGAACUUAUAA